CCCCCCGGCGGAAGGGCAGAGGCGGGGGCAGGGCUUGCGCCCACCCGGCUCCGCGUUCCCCUUCCCCCGCCCUCCGCUCUCAACUUCUCCCGUCCCGCCCGGCUCCCCUCGGCCUUCACCCCGACCCUCCUCCUCCUCCUCCUCCUCCUCCUCCUCCUCCUCCUCCUCCUCCUCCUCCUCCUCCUUCCUCCCACCCCCCACUCCGGCCCAGUCGCUCGCUAAUUGAAGAGCCGGGAUUCCUCACGUGAGAAGUUGAUUUGUAGUUUGAACACGUGGCUCAUUCAAAAAGCCGGAAUAUUCAACCGAGGGCUGCAGCCGCCGCCGGGAAGAUGAACAAGCUCUACAUCGGCAACCUCGGCGAGAACGUCAGCCCGCUCGACCUGGAAAGUCUCUUUAAGGACUCCAAGAUCCCCUUCUCGGGCCAGUUCCUGGUGAAGACGGGCUACGCCUUCGUGGACUGCCCCGACGAGAGCUGGGCCAUGAAGGCCAUCGAGGCGCUUUCAGGUAAAGUGGAGCUGCACGGGAAACUCAUAGAAGUUGAGCAUUCAGUCCCUAAAAGACAAAGGAGUCGGAAACUUCAGAUCAGAAACAUCCCACCUCACUUGCAAUGGGAGGUGUUGGACAGUUUGUUAGCUCAGUAUGGAACAGUGGAAAACUGUGAGCAAGUGAACACUGACACAGAGACUGCAGUUGUAAAUGUAACAUAUGGCAAUAAGGACCAGGCUAGACAAGCAAUAGAAAAACUGAACGGGUUUCAGCUUGAAAACUAUUCCUUGAAAGUUGCGUAUAUCCCUGAUGAAAUGGCGGCACAGCAACCUCCGCAGCAACAUCCCCAGGGACGGCGUGGAUUUGGACAGAGGGGCCCUCCAAGGCAGGGCUCACCCAGCGCAACCGCGCGGCAGAAACCACAGUCAGACGUUCCUCUACGGAUGUUGGUCCCCACGCAGUUUGUUGGAGCCAUUAUUGGGAAAGAAGGAGCAACCAUCAGAAAUAUUACAAAGCAGACUCAGUCCAAAAUUGAUAUUCAUCGUAAAGAGAAUGCAGGUGCUGCUGAGAAACCAAUUACCAUUCACUCAACUCCUGAAGGCUGCUCAACAGCUUGUAAAAUCAUUAUGGAGAUCAUGCAAAAAGAAGCUCAAGAUACUAAAUUUACGGAAGAAAUUCCCCUGAAGAUACUGGCACACAACAACUUUGUUGGUCGACUUAUUGGCAAAGAAGGAAGAAACCUGAAGAAAAUUGAGCAGGACACAGAUACUAAAAUCACGAUAUCUCCAUUGCAGGACUUGACACUCUAUAAUCCGGAAAGGACCAUUACAGUUAAAGGCAGUAUUGAAACUUGUGCCAAGGCCGAGGAAGAAAUUAUGAAGAAAAUCAGGGAAUCCUAUGAAAAUGAUAUUGCUGCUAUGAAUCUUCAAGCACAUUUAAUUCCUGGAUUAAAUCUGAAUGCCUUGGGUCUGUUCCCACCUUCUUCUUCAGGAAUACCACCUCCUGCAGUGAGUGUUGCCUCUGCUGCUGCUGCUGCUUCAUAUCCACCAUUUGGGCAACAGCCCGAGUCUGAGACUGUUCAUCUGUUCAUCCCAGCCUUGGCAGUUGGAGCUAUUAUUGGCAAGCAGGGACAGCACAUCAAACAACUUUCUCGCUUUGCAGGCGCAUCUAUUAAGAUUGCCCCUGCUGAAGGACCAGAUGCCAAGCUGAGAAUGGUUAUCAUCACUGGACCUCCAGAAGCUCAGUUUAAGGCUCAAGGGAGAAUCUAUGGAAAACUUAAAGAAGAAAAUUUCUUUGGACCUAAAGAAGAAGUGAAACUUGAGGCUCAUAUAAAAGUGCCAUCCUAUGCUGCUGGUAGAGUUAUUGGUAAAGGAGGCAAAACAGUAAAUGAGCUUCAAAACUUGACAAGUGCAGAAGUUGUAGUCCCUCGUGACCAGACACCUGAUGAAAAUGACCAGGUGGUUGUGAAAAUAACUGGUCACUUCUAUGCAUGCCAGCUUGCUCAGAGAAAAAUUCAGGAAAUACUGGCUCAGGUAAGAAGGCAGCAGCAACAGCAAAAAACAUUGCAAAGUGGACAGCCUCAGCCAAGACGAAAAUAAAGGUUUAGGAAAUGGCCCAUCAGAGACAGAUGCCAGACCAAAGACAGACUGUGCAACAGAGAGACGGGUGGUGAGCACCUGUUGAAGUUAUAUGCAGAAGAUCCACCAAGCCAAUCACCUGUUCGAGGACCAGGCAACCGCUGAACGCUGUCUCUGAGAAUGUAUUCUUUAGGCUCUCUCAAACUUUUGAAACCCAGCUUUAAAAUAAGGACCCCUUCACUUCCCUUUUGUUCUAUUCUCACAAUUUAACAUAAACUCGUUAGUCUUUUUUAUUGUUCUUAUUAUUCCCCAACAAUUUUAGAACUUGGUUUAAUGAAGCUUUCUCUUCUGAGUUCACUGGUUUAAAAACAGAAAAAAAAAAGAAAAAAAAAAAGAAAAAAGAAAAAAGGAAAAAAAGAAAAGGCAUUGCUCUUAUAGGUCCAGCGGUAAAAGAAGAAACACAUUAGGAGGGUGGGAUUGUGGGUGGGCUAGGGUUAGAGCAAGGGUAUCGACAGGAGUUUAAGUGUUAGUCCCAAUGUUGAAACAAGUGGCAUUUUUUAAAAAGAAUUUGGUUGCAUUUUUACAUAACACUGCCAUGAAUAACCUAAGGGAAGUGUUGAAUGGUGUUGGCCAGGGCAUAAAAAGAUAAAUAUGCAUUUUACUAAACUACCUCAGGCAUUUAGUACCUCAAUGAGAAAUUGUUCCUUUUUUGCUUUUUUUUUUGGUAUUUUGUAUACUUUAUAAAGCUAAUAGUUCUUGAGCAUUUUAUUUUUUUAAAAAAAAUUAAAAUUUGAUCAGCCACCAGCCAGGAGUACUACGGACUUAUCGGGGAAAAAUAUAGCAGAGCACUUCUAGCUGCUGGCUGAUGGGAGUAAGGUGGGUAAAAAAAACACAGCCUCAGAUUUUCUGAGGGCUUCAACACCAUCAUUUGUUUAAAAAAAAAAUUCAGUGAAUGUUCAAAAGAUAGUGAAUGAUGCCAACAUUCUGAUAGCAGCAAUGCCGUUUAGUUUUCUUUUAAGAUGGGAUGAAAAAGUUUGUGACGGUACUUUUUUGGGAACAGGACAAGGAAGUGAUGGCAAGAGGCUGGGGUUGGGGGAAAAAUUUAGAAGGCUGCAAGAGGCUGAAUUUUUUUUUUGUGCUACUUGAUUGAAUGCAUGAACCCUUUGUGCCUUUGACCAUCACUACCUAAUAAUGCUACAUUUAACCAUUUGCAGCCCAUUUGGACUUUGCCAUUUUGUUCAAAGAGCAAGCUUCAUCUUCAGUUUGAUAGAACACUCGAUCUGCCAGGGCGUUUUGGAGGCCGCGAGGGUCUCUGCUGUCUGCAGAUCACAUCAUACUGCUUUCAGUUACCACGAUGGGGGAAGGUCAAACAGUGUUUGAUCACGUUGAAAGAUAACGAAGGCUAAGUUUACAUAUCCAGCCGCUGUUAUGGGCCACACUAAGCCACUUUGAAGGUUUUAAAACUAUUACAAGAAAAAAAAACAAACCAACAACCUCUCUAGCCUGGCUUAUAAUAGAUGCAGCAGGAUUUAUGCACGUUCUGCAACCAACCAUUAGAGAAAAAAAUGUCAAAAGGCAGGGAUAACAGGAAAGUUACCAAAUUUUUUAAUUUCAGAAUGUAAUUUGAAUGCUGAUUGUGGUAAUAGUGACACAUUCAAGUUUCUACAAUAAACUUCAGUCUACCUCAGUUUAAAAAAAAAAAUGUGGCAACACAUGGUGCAUAAAGACUGCUGUGUGUGUGUGUGUGCGCGUGCGCGCCUGUAUGUGUGUGGUCGACAGAGCCAUGCUAUUACCUCUGAACCUUUUUUUGUGAUGUUUUUUGUGCAUGAGAUGAUCAGAAUCACCAUGCUGCACUGAUUUGAGGGGCACAACGAGCAAAAACAUUUGUUUCAUCAUUUUGUUAUCUACCUCUUAGGUUCAUGUUGAAAUAGAGGCAUUACUACAUAGACUAGAUAAUUUUCCCAAAGAUCAUUGUUGUACAGAUUAGAUAAUUUUGAAAAUGGUCUGAAGUGUUUUUCCUGCAUCUCUUCUUUACUAAUUGGUUUAAAAACCACAAACUUAUGUUGUAGUUUUAGCAAAGAAAAAUGAGUUUCUUUUCCUUUUUUGACAGUGACCUUCAUUCUAGCCUUUAGGAUAAUUUUUUUUCUUACAAUGAAUUUAAAAUUACUGAAGUAUGGAAAGUCAUAGCAUUUUAAUUUUUGUCGAGGCUUAAGUCAGUCUGAUGUUCCUUUCUUAACAUUUGAGAAGGAUUUGACUUCAUUAUUUUCCAUAAAAUUAUUUACAAAUAGGCGCUGCAUUUACAUCUACUGAUUUAAUUACUGUCAUAUCUCUUAAAUUUCUAGACUUAGUAUGAUAAAUCAUGUUUUAUUUUCAAUUGAGACUUGGUAAUUUGGAGUAUUUGGGAAUAGCUAGAAAGUAAAUACUGUAAAUGAUUUCAAUAUCCACAAAGUAUGGAUCAUUUUUCAUCUGUAAUGUGCCCCCCAAUGCAGCUCCACUUGCCAGAUGCCUCUGAAUGGAAUAAAGAGUUUAACUCCUAUCAUCAGA
Molecule: messenger RNA, 4607 nt
Organism: Lagopus muta (rock ptarmigan)
Lineage: Eukaryota; Metazoa; Chordata; Aves; Galliformes; Phasianidae
Gene: IGF2BP3
Product: insulin like growth factor 2 mRNA binding protein 3
Exons: 16
Coding region: 330-2084 (584 amino acids)
Biological process (GO): regulation of gene expression; nervous system development
Cellular component (GO): cytoplasm; nucleus; cytosol
Molecular function (GO): mRNA 3'-UTR binding
Source: RefSeq, a predicted model, not a curated record